Molecule: messenger RNA, 2135 nt
Organism: Neltuma alba
Lineage: Eukaryota; Viridiplantae; Streptophyta; Magnoliopsida; Fabales; Fabaceae
Product: DEAD-box ATP-dependent RNA helicase 35-like
Exons: 2
Coding region: 130-1896 (588 amino acids)
Biological process (GO): mRNA splicing, via spliceosome
Molecular function (GO): RNA helicase activity; nucleic acid binding; ATP binding
Source: RefSeq, a predicted model, not a curated record
UUCUUAUUUGACCUCUGACAUGAACGACGGCAAUCGACUGUGAGGCGCUGGUGGACGCUUUGCUCUUCCUUAUUGGAGAUCAUCUUCGGGUGUUCCCGGAACUGCGAUUUUGAAUUCAAUUUAGUUGAUAUGGAAGUCGAUGAUGAUUACGUGGAGUAUGUGCCCGUGGCUAAGCGUAGGGCCAUGGAGGCUCAGAUGGUUCUUGAACGAAAAGGGAAAUCUUCCUCAACAGUCGAUGGUGAUUUGGAGAAGUCAAGAAUGGCUGAAGCUAAACCUAGUCUUCUGGUUAAGGCUUCCCAGUUGAAACGGGAUCAACCUGAAAUUAGUCCGACAGAGCAGAUUGUUCGACAGGAAAAGGAGAUGAUUGAGAACUUAUCAGAUCGAAAAACCCUAAUGUCUGUUCGAGAAUUGGCUAAAGGAAUCACUUAUACGGAGCCUUUGCCUACGGGAUGGAAGCCGCCUUUACCCAUUAGAAGAAUGUCUAAAAAGCAACGUGAUUUGAUUCGGAAGCAGUGGCACAUAUUAGUCGACGGUGAAGAUAUUCCGCCUCCAAUUAAGAAUUUCAAGGAUAUGAGGUUUCCUGAGUCAAUUUUGAACAAGUUGAAAGCCAAAGGGAUUGUGCAGCCAACACCUAUUCAAGUGCAAGGCCUUCCUGUUAUCUUAUCUGGAAGGGAUAUGAUUGGGAUUGCAUUUACAGGAUCGGGGAAAACUCUAGUCUUUGUAUUACCAAUGAUCAUGCUAGCUUUGCAGGAGGAAAUUAUGAUGCCUAUUGUUCCCGGAGAAGGUCCAUUUGGUUUGAUUGUUUGUCCUUCGAGGGAACUCGCUAGGCAAACAUACGAGGUGGUUGAGCAGUUUCUGAUGCCUUUGAGAGAAACUGGAUAUCCUGAACUCAGGCCUUUGCUUUGUAUUGGUGGAGUGGAUAUGAGAUCUCAGCUAGAGGUUGUGAAGAAGGGUGUUCAUAUUGUUGUCGCCACCCCCGGGAGGUUGAAGGAUAUGCUGGCCAAGAAAAAGAUGAAUCUUGAUAAUUGCAGGUAUUUAACAUUAGAUGAGGCUGAUAGAUUGGUAGAUUUGGGAUUUGAAGAUGACGUAAGAGAAGUGUUUGAUCACUUGAAAGCUCAAAGGCAGACUCUCUUAUUUUCUGCCACUAUGCCAACCAAGAUUCAGAAUUUUGCUCGAAGUGCCCUGGUGAAACCUGUUAUUGUCAAUGUGGGGCGAGCAGGGGCGGCAAAUCUUGAUGUAAUCCAGGAAGUGGAGUAUGUUAAGCAAGAGGCAAAAAUAGUUUAUCUUCUUGAGUGCCUGCAAAAAACCCCACCUCCAGUUUUAAUAUUCUGUGAGAACAAGGCAGAUGUGGAUGACAUUCAUGAAUAUCUUCUUCUGAAAGGAGUUGGAGCAGUGGCUGUUCAUGGAGGCAAAGAUCAGGAAGAAAGAGAGUAUGCCAUUGCAGCGUUUAAGUCUGGGAAGAAAGAUGUGUUGGUUGCAACUGAUGUUGCAUCCAAAGGGUUGGACUUCCCUGAUAUUCAGCAUGUUAUUAACUAUGACAUGCCUGCUGAGAUUGAAAAUUAUGUUCAUAGGAUUGGUCGAACUGGAAGAUGUGGCAGGACAGGCAUAGCAACAACAUUUAUUAACAAGAAUCAAAGUGAGACAACCUUGCUUGAUUUGAAACAUCUGUUGCAAGAAGCAAAACAGCGCAUUCCCCCUGUUUUAGCUGAUUUGAACGAUCCAAUGGAAGAUAAUGAUGAAAUCACUGGUAAAAGUGGGGUCAAGGGUUGUGCCUAUUGUGGUGGGCUUGGUCACCGCAUUCGCGACUGUCCCAAGCUGGAACAUCAGAAAAGCAUGGCCAUUGCAAAUAGUAGAAAGGACUAUUUUGGUGGUGGUGGAUACAGGGGAGAGAUCUGAAAGGCGCCACUUUUUGUAUCAGUUUAUUUUAGGAUGGGCGUGUUUUGGUAGUUGUAAUACGACUCUUAUGUAUAGUUGUAUCUUAUCUUCGUAGGAUGAAAUAUAAAGAACUGCAUACCUUAAUUAUCCAUAUCUAUGGAUCUUCCAUCUGGAUUGUGCUAUAUUUUCAUCUGACUGUAGAUUGUAACGUAUUUGGUUCUGGCCAAUAAUCGCUUUCAUGAGGUGUAUUGUUGCCGCAA